AUGCGCCAAUAUUGCCAAUGGCGGCGACGCGCGCUUCUGCCCGCGAGCAGGCUAGGGUGGACAGCGUGCCGACUAGCGGAAGGACGGAACGCUGACGAACGGAACGGCCGGAACGCUGUUUCUUCACUUUCUUCAGAUUUAGUAGGCGCCUUGCUUGCGCUGCAAGGGCCUCAGAUGGCAUUAGCGGGCGUGCAGAAGGUUGGCGAGUUCACCGGCAGUGGGUUCAUCUUCAAGGACUCCAUCGAAGUGAUGUCAAUCGACGACCCCAAGGUCUCAGGAGUCACUAUCUUUGUGUCGGACUUCCAACGAUCAUUGACUGACCGCCUAUCGAAGGACUUCUUCAAUGAGCCAAGCCAAGCCUCGAUUACGUGUGCGCAGACCAGCCCCCUCAGAAUUGUUGGGAAGAUCGCUGGGAAGGAGGGUGAGGAGAUCUUCCAAGAGACCAAGAACUUCCUGGCGUUCAAGACGCUUCAUGUGAGGAGGAUCUUUGACGAGAAGAAGAAUGCGCUGGUGUACGUUGCUUACAGCACGCGCUUUCAAUCAGACAAUGACAAGGUGUCUGCUGGACGCUAUCGGACGUCCAUUUGCACAGUCCCACUCUUUAACGCAGUUGUACAGAAUGAUGCUGGAGCGCCAGGGGAUGGGUCAGGAUGAGCGAUGCAACUGAGAGAGGCCCAAUCCAUGUAACGUGUAUCGUCGUCAGGUUAGGGGUGCUUCUAGAGGUAUUUGCGGCUCCAAAAUUAUGGAGUUUGUGUUGAGUGUCCAAUAGUCCAGAAGGGCAAUUCGAGGUCUGCCAGCAAUAAGCUGUCAGUUAUUGGCAACUGAGGAUCAUUGUAAAACCGCUACGUUGCAGUGCCCAGAGUAUGGUCUUGAGGAUGAAGACUAUAAAUAACGGACCAUAGACUGCUUGUACACUGACAGGCUUGUUCACAGCUCCAGGCUGGCCUUUUUGACCGCAAAAUAAGCGAACAUCAACUCCGAGGACUGCUUUUAAUAAGACUAUAAUCAAGAAGAGUCCGAGUUAACUUGUGUCCGAGCCUCGAGGUGGCUUUCCUUCAGCUCACAAAACGUCGUGCCCA
Molecule: messenger RNA, 1079 nt
Organism: Klebsormidium nitens
Lineage: Eukaryota; Viridiplantae; Streptophyta; Klebsormidiophyceae; Klebsormidiales; Klebsormidiaceae
Source: the annotation of a GenBank genome assembly